CGACGCGCACCGUCGAACGCGAUCUUUGGCAGUUCUCUGUCAAGAUGCCUCUUAUAUACCAACUUCUCCUGGGUCUUGUUUUGACCCUGCUCAUUCCUCUCUGGCCAAGCAACACCUUGCCGUUUCUACACCUUCUGAGGUCCCUCACCACGACACCCAUGAUGGACGGCAUCUCUCUGGCCCAAAAGGCUCAGCUACACGAAGUUGCAGACCUCAUGCUGGAGAUAUACAAGACUCUCGCUGCAAUGCGCUACAUCGAUGCUCAGGCGAUCAAUCCCGGACCACACAACGUCUCCGAUCUUCUGUAUGGUCUAGACCCCGCAGUCAUCUACCUCUACAGCAUACUACCCUACAUCGAUAAAGAUUUCGCGACAAACACGGCUUUCUUCAACGGCGGCAUAUUUGCGGAUUUCCGGAAGUCUGAUGACGUGGAACAAGGCCGUGAUCCGUUCUAUGGGAGUCCCUCCGAAGAGAAUUUCGAGGAUGAAGAUGGGCCCUACAUGCGUCCUUGGGUGACACCGUUGUCUUUGCUGGGGAACCACGGAAGCGCCAUUGUCUACGAUACCCGACAACACCAUAUUUGGAUUAUUGACCAGGAGGGAUGGUCCUCCACCGACCCCGCGUUGGAGGGCGUAGAGGACGGAGAGCCAGACAGCAUCAACCGCAAUUACUUCGCCCAUAUUGCAAACCGUCCGGCCGGAGAUGUGCUUCGGGAUAUGGUGCGCUGGUAUCGUGAGUUAAAGGAACUACCGGGUGGUACUGAGUACAGCGACCUCUGUUGGGAUCAUUGGGAUAUGGAUCUCAAGUCUUUGUUCGAGAAGAAUGGGUGGCCGGACAAUUUCGAUGGCGACGCUUUUCUGGUCGAUCAGGCGAGGGAAUUCUGCGCGCUGAGAGCCAAGGGAGAUGCAGAGAACCCAUUGGGUGAGGUCAAGAAGUUUACGGACUGGAAGAAUGGGAAGGCGGAUCGUGCUAAAAAGGCCCAGGAGGCACUGGAUGCUGCUCAAAACUUGAACGAGACGUGGAAGGCUCGGUUCGAGCUCUGGAAUGCAGAGCGAUCUGUACUCAGAAACACCGAGGAACUGAAGAAGGCGCAGCAGGAAGCCGACAGAUUGUGUCCCAAUGGAGUAUGUCAGAGACCAGAGGACUUGCCGCUCUGGGAACUGGUCGCCGUUCAGCGGGAGUUAGGCUGGAAACAAAACGACCUGAGCUAUCAUCGCGAUUGGGCUGAAAAAUCCAAGGAGUCCGAUCCCGAGGAAGCGAAGACCUACCGGGCCGCAUUUUAUCUAGCGGAGAAAGAGGUAGCAACUUACGAGAAGGCCUACGAAGCUGCCAAAGCCGACGCAGACCGACUUUGUCCGGGCAGGUCACCAAAGUCUGUGGCCGGAAUCAAGGAUUUGGAUCAGGAUGAUACAAUGAGAGAUGUCCAAAGACGAACCGAGCUCGAUGUGAUCUUGACAAGGGAGCUUGAUGCUCUGCGAGAAUGGGCUGCUCAAAUUCCACCCGAGGCUAAUGAAGCUAAGGGAAUGGCCGACAAUCAGAUUGAGGGGCUUGACAAGUCAGUCGAGGAUAACCAGGCUGCAUUGAAGAAAGCCCAGGACUGGAUCGCUGAAGAGAAAGAGAAAGAGUAGUGGCUACCUGAGUCUUGCUUCUCCCACACGGGUGUACUAGUCAUUUGCGUCGCUUUUUUUUUGACCAUCUUUUUCCAUUUCUCUUUGAACGAUAUACAACAUGUAUAACCUGGCAUGCUUGGCUGCUAAUAUACAAAAGGUCUUCCACCUUCAAAGGUGAACCAUUUCUUUAUCUUCCAUGAUCCCUCUUCGCAAUGAGAGCUGUGAGAAAC
Molecule: messenger RNA, 1840 nt
Organism: Aspergillus heteromorphus CBS 117.55
Lineage: Eukaryota; Fungi; Ascomycota; Eurotiomycetes; Eurotiales; Aspergillaceae
Exons: 1
Coding region: 45-1628 (527 amino acids)
Source: RefSeq, a predicted model, not a curated record